Molecule: messenger RNA, 318 nt
Organism: Penicillium angulare
Lineage: Eukaryota; Fungi; Ascomycota; Eurotiomycetes; Eurotiales; Aspergillaceae
Product: 2OG-Fe(II) oxygenase family protein
Exons: 2
Coding region: 1-318 (105 amino acids)
Source: RefSeq, a predicted model, not a curated record
AUGAGAUACUGGCUCAAAAAGCGACCCGAGAAGAAUAUUGUGGUCGUUAGUCACGGUGCAUUUUUACACUUUUUGACUGAUGAUUGGGAGGAUGCUUGUAAGCAUGAAGCGACCUCGUGGGCUAACACUGAGCAUCGGAUAUAUGAUUUUGUCGAAGGAAACGAAGAAAUGCCCGGGAAUGAUAAAGCAAUGCAAGAAACAAAAGAAUCUCGUCAGAGGAGAGGCAAGAAUGGGCCGCCACUGAGCCUCGAGUCCCAAAGGCAAUUACGCGAGACCAUGUUAGACGGAUGGGCGAAACAGGGAUAUCCAAUUAAAUAG